CGGGGGAAGCGAGCCGCUUUGAAUUUAAACGCAUGUUCUCAUGGCAAGGGGCGCUGGACUGCGAAAGGUCUAGGGCCCUCGAUUUGCAUGCGCACCCUAAUAAGACCGACAGGCACCGCUGUUGAUCGUUUGGCCCACGUCUUUCUUACCGGCGCGUGUUGUCUCGGCAAGUUCCAACAAUGAGGGUCGCGCGUAUUGCUCCAGUGGCAGUCCUUGCGGCGUGUGUAACAGCUCAAGGCAGCGGGGCCAUCUUUGAGCCGCAGGACUUUAACGUGACAGCCGCCCUCCAAGGCCUUGGUGUCGACGUCUCAACGCUACCAGAGCCUAAUAAGCCGGAGACAUCCGCCCUCAGCAAACGGUCUUUUUUGGCACCAUGCUCGCUUGCUUGUACUUCGUUGACGAUUCUUUUCGGCCAAGACCACGUCUUAUCUGAGGGAGCAUCAGCAUAUGACGCCUUCACUGGAGCCUACUGGUCUGCUCAGCAAGGCGCACUGAAUCCAUCCUGUGUGUUCAAGCCUACAAAGACUCUGGACGUCUCCACGUUGAUAUUGAUCGCGCGACUAUACCAAUGUCCGUUCGCUGUAAAAGGCGGUGGCCAUGCAGCAUGGGCUGGUGCAUCGAGUAUCGAAGACGGCAUCACUGUUUCCAUGGAGAACUUUAAGCAAGUCAACGUGGCUUCCAACAAACAGACUGUCGAUAUUGGUCCUGGCCUUCGAUGGGAUGAUGUCUUCACUGCUGUUGAGAAGGACGGUCUUAGUGUGGUGGGAGGACGAAUGGCCCCUGUUGGUGUGCCCGGACUCAUUCUUGGAGGAGGCAUUUCGCAUUUUUCGAACAAGUAUGGCUGGGCUUGUGAAAACGUGGCAAGCUUUGAACUUGUCACUGCCUCGGGCCUCGCCAUCAAUGUCAGUCCGACGUCCUAUGUCGAUCUGUAUUGGGCUUUAAGGGGAGGAGGUAACAAUUUUGGAAUCGUGACCAACUUUAAGCUUGCUGCCUUCCCUCUAGGUCAGAUGUGGGGAGGUCAGCGUGUCUACCUGGAGAGCACUUUCCCAGCUAUUCUGGACGCAAUUCACCAGUUCACCGUUACGGGAUCGUCUACGGAUUUGGAUGCUGCCCAGAUUGUUACGUUUGCCAGUGCCCCUGGUAUUGGAAAGGUCGCCUUCGCCAAUUUACACUAUGCCAAACCAGUUGUCAACGCGCCAGUGUUUGACAGCUGGAAAAACAUCACUUCCAUUCAAGACACCACUGGCCUUCGACCCAUGUCGGGAAUGGCCAAGCUUCUCAACGAGGGAGCUCCUGCCCCCGGCGCUUAUCAAACAUGGUGGGGCAUCAGUCUGAAAAUGGACAGGCAACUCCUCCAGUUCAUCAUCGACACCUUCUACACCCAGGAAGCAACCAUCGCAGACGUCGAAAAGAUUCUUAUCAUCAUGGCCAUCCAGCCCAUUACUGAAGGCGCAUUGAAGGCUAUGCAGAAGAAUGGAGGUAACGCCCUAGGUCUCGACCCGAAGAAUGGGCCGUACUUUAUCCUGAACUUCAAUGCCGCCUGGAACAAGAAAGAGGACGAGCCCAGGUUCCACCAUGUCAUCUCCACCAUGAUCAAACUCAUAAAGGCCGAGGCACAGAGAAGGAGUCUUGAUAACGACUUUGUUUACUUUAACUACGCGUCUGAGUAUCAGGAUCCAAUUGGCAGCUAUGGAGCAGCCAACAAGCAGAGACUGGCCAGUAUCUCAAAGAAGUAUGACCCAACGCAGGUCUUUCAGUAUCUUCAACCGGGUGGCUUCAAGUUGGUAAAGGGAGCGCCAAACCCGAAUACGCCGUAAAACGCGGCUUUUCAAAGCAAUUAUAUGUACAUACACAACGUGAUUACGUUUUUUCAAAAGUAUUUUCUUUCCUCCCGGUGUAGUAUUGAUUUGAAAUUGCUGCUUGGCCAUCAUCGUUCUCAGCGACCACGGCACGAUUGAUGACCCGCGUGGGUCGCCUGAUUUCCCAAUGCGGUAGACAGCUUCCAGCAGAAAGUAGUAACGCGGAUGUGGCAGGCAAAAGCCGAAGAUGGCCAAGA
This is a messenger RNA of Cucurbitaria berberidis CBS 394.84, 2056 nucleotides long. Its product is annotated as FAD-binding domain-containing protein. The coding region runs from base 180 to 1817 and encodes 545 amino acids. Lineage: Eukaryota; Fungi; Ascomycota; Dothideomycetes; Pleosporales; Cucurbitariaceae. The transcript has 4 exons. Gene Ontology annotation, molecular function: FAD binding; oxidoreductase activity. The record is from RefSeq and is a predicted model, not a curated record.